AUGCCUUUUCUCGACGAUAAGGGUAUUAUACGUGUUGGUGGCCGACUACAAAACUCUAGUUUGGAGUUCAACGCAAUGCAUCCCAUUGUCUUAUCAAAAAGUAAUCCUCUAUCUACUCUGAUCAUCAGAGAUGCUCAUGAAAGAACACUACAUGGCGGCAUUACUCUUACUAUGUCUUAUGUCAACAGAUCGUUUUGGAUAUUAUCCGGGACCCAACUGGCAAAGAAUAUAAUUUCACGGUGCUUGAAGUGCUUUAGAUAUUCUGCAAAAACUUCUCAACAAAUUAUGGGAAAUCUGCCAUCUGUUCGCCUACAUGCUACACGGCCAUUUAAGCAUAGCGGGGUUGAUUAUGCUGGUCCAAUAAUGAUAAAGAAUUCUACUCUUCGGUCCUCUGUGAUAUCCAAAGGUUACCUUUGUUUGUUUGUAUGUAUGGUAACCAAGGCAUUACAUCUGGAAGCUGUAUCGGAUCUCACAACAACAGCUUUUCUAGCAGCGUUCAGGCGUUUUAUCUCUCGCCGAGGUGAAUGUACUGACAUUUACUCAGAUUGUGGAACAAAUUUCGUUGGUGCGUCUAAGGAACUCCGAGUUCUGCACCAUAAGUCCACAAAGUCGUUGCCAGAAGAACUACGCCAUAUUCUAAAUAAAAAUGGUACCACAUGGCACUUUAUUCCUCCUGCCUCACCAAACUUUGGAGGACUAUGGGAGGCAGGCGUAAAAUCCGUCAAAUAUCACCUAAAACGUAUUGUUGGCGAUAGAGUACUAAGUUUUGAGGAACUUUCUACUUUAUUAUCUCAAAUUGAAAGCUGUUUAAAUUCGCGACCUUUAUGUCCUUUGUCAUCUGAUCCCUCGGACUACGAUGCUCUGACUCCAGCCCAUUUUUUAAUAGGCGAACCUACAAAUUGUAUCCAAGAAGAAAACCUAAUGGACGUCAAUGAGAACCGACUGGAUAAAUGGAAACGUUUGGAAAGAUUGAAGCAGCACUUUUGGAAACGUUGGCAUAGCGAAUAUCUAAAUCGACUACAGUCCCGUCCAAAAUGGUUGGAUGAGAAGCGAAAUGCCAAAAUUGGUGAUCUGGUGCUUAUUGCAGAUGAACGCUGUGAAUGUGAUUCCCAGGACGAAAUCAAAGUGCUGUAA
Molecule: messenger RNA, 1134 nt
Organism: Musca vetustissima
Lineage: Eukaryota; Metazoa; Arthropoda; Insecta; Diptera; Muscidae
Exons: 2
Coding region: 1-1134 (377 amino acids)
Biological process (GO): DNA integration
Molecular function (GO): nucleic acid binding
Source: RefSeq, a predicted model, not a curated record